CCCCGGGCAGAUGGUCGCGUCGCAGAAGCGAACCAUCGAGGCGUUGCGCCGGCAGCUCCGCGACGCCCGGCCGCCGCCAGAGCAGCGAAGCUCCAAUGGCGGCACAGCAGCAGCCCCCGCCCCCGCCUCCGCCUCCUCCGCCUCCGCCGCCUCCGCCGCCGCCACUGCCGCCGCCGCCGCCGCCGCCGCCGCCUCAGCCUCCGCCGCCGCCGAGUCCGCCAGAGGAAGCGAGGGCGGCGGCGCAGCGUCGCCGGCCAAGGCGCGGCAGGCGGGGCGGGCGGGCGGCGCGAAGCAGCAACAGCAGCAGCAGCAGCCUCCUGUGGCGGCGGCGUCGGCCAGCACGGAGGCGAGGCGCGAGGCGUGGCACGCGGAGCCGCUCCUCGAGCCGCUCAGCCCUCGCGGCGGCAGCGGCGGCGCCUCAUCCUCGCCGCAGACGCCUCUCGCCCGCGGCAGGUCGAUGGGGGACGCGCUGCUGCCUCGCGCGAGGCAGGGCGGGCCUGGCAACGCGACGUACGAGCAGCUCGAGAUGGCGCUCCUCCACCUUCAGUCCGACCACGCCUCCAUCUCGAUGCAGCUCGGCCGCGCGCACAGAGACCGCGACGCCGCGCGUCGAGAGACGGCCGAGGUGCGCGCCGAGCUGCGGCAAGAGCUCGAGGCGGCGCGGGCGGCGGCGGCCGCCGAGGCGGCCGAGAUGCGAGCUCUGCUCGACGCUUCGCGGGACAGCGCCCCCUCCGCCACCGCCCUCGCCCCCGCCUCCGCCGCCGCGCCCGCCGCCACCGCCGCCUUCCCCGCCGCCGCGGCGGGGGCGCUCCGCAUCGACAUUGGAGACGCGCCCGCGCUCGGCGCGCCUCAGCGGCGGCGGCGCAGCUGGCUGCGGCCGCUGUGGUGGGCGUUCCGGAUCUUCACUUCCCACGGCCGCGGGUGGGGGUUGGCAGGCGGCAAGCUGCGGCUGGUGCCGGGGUCGCCGCGGCACGGCUCGUCGGCGCGGCACGAACUAAAGGUUGUGUGAUCAGACUUCAGAGUCGCGCGUGUUCACGACACAGCCAAUUCUCGGUCAGCCGU
Molecule: messenger RNA, 1062 nt
Organism: Emiliania huxleyi CCMP1516
Lineage: Eukaryota; Haptophyta; Isochrysidales; Noelaerhabdaceae
Exons: 3
Source: RefSeq, a predicted model, not a curated record